AUGCAAGUCUCUCCUCGCUCCUCUUCCCGCUCUACUCAGCCUCACGCCGCCCACCACCCUUCUCAAUCCAACCACAACAACCACCGCGACCCCUCUGCCCCUCAGCCGAUCCCACCAAACAACUUCGUAUCUCAACGUUCCGACACCGCGUACAGCGUCGCAACAGGCGCAAUCGGCGGUGGCUAUGGCCCAUACUCAUAUAACCCAUCCUCGGUCACCAACGGUGCGUCUCGCUUCAGCGCCGCACCCUCAGAGGCAUCCGUCACCACCGGGGACAAGACCAAUAGCCAUUUGAUGUCCGCCUCCGUGGCGCCGUACCCCUACCUCUGGGACAACAAAGACUCGGACGUCGACGACCCUCUCCACGAUCCAGACCCUGUCCGCGACGCCAAGGAGGCGCGCACAUGCACCAUCUUCUCCGCACGCGGCUGGCUGAAUCUCUCCGCGCUCACGAUCACCGUGCUCGCGCUGCUCACGCUCUUCGCGGGGUACCCCAUCAUCAGGUACUACGCAUAUCCCCCGCCAUACACGCCCGGGUUCAACAUCGGCGGGAUCAACUCGUCCGGCCAGAUUCCUAACCUGCCGGGCCUGCCGACGCUGAUCGACAAGGACACGCCCCGGGAUGCGUACUCGCACGUCGCCUCGGACGGGUCGACGUACAGCCUCAUGUUCAGCGACGAGUUCGAGACGGACGGGCGCACGUUUUGGCCCGGCGAUGACCCGUACUGGGAAGCGGUGGACCUCGACUAUUGGCCCACGGCCGAUCUCGAAUGGUAUUCUCCAGAUGCGAUCACGACGGCGAACGGGAAACUGGUGAUCACGAUUAGCGAGGUGGAGAACCACAGCAAGAACUUCCGGAGCGGGAUGCUGCAGUCGUGGAACAAGAUCUGCUUCACGACGGGGUACAUCGAGAUGUCGAUAUCGCUGCCGGGGGCGCCGACCGCGCCGGGGUUCUGGCCGGCGGCGUGGACGAUGGGGAACCUCGGGCGGGCGGGGUACGGGGCGACGACGGAGGGGAUGUGGCCGUACACGUAUGCGGCGUGCGACGUCGGCACGUUCCCGAACCAGACGAGCCAGUCGGGGGUGCCCGCGGCGGCGGCGACGGGCGGACCAGGGGGCGGGCCGAUCAGCUACCAACCUGGACAGAAACUGUCGGCGUGCUCGUGCCCUGGGAGCGACCACCCGGGUCCGUCUGUGAACGUCGGGCGCGGUGUGCCUGAGGUAGACGUCAUCGAGGCGCAAAUUGACCCGGUCGGGUUCAGGGCGGAGGCAUCGCAGAGCAUGCAGGUCGCGCCGUACAACUCCCAGUACGAGUUUGCGAACGACUCGACGUCGACGCCGAUAUACAACGAGACGGGCACGUUCUUCAACAGCUACAAGGGCGGGAUCUACCAGCAGGCGGUGUCCGCGGUAACGUAUAUCAACGGGAGCAACUACAAUGAUGCCGGGUAUGCGAAGUAUGCGUACGAGUGGUACUCUAAUCCAGACAACCGCGAGGCAGGGUACAUAACGUGGUUUGCGGACGGGCAGCAGACGUGGAAGGUCACGCCCGCGACCCUCGGCCCGGACAGCAUCACACAGAUUAGCGGGCGCCUCAUUCCUGAGGAGCCGAUGUAUAUGGUGCUCAACCUGGGAAUGGCGCCAUCCUUCGAGGCGCAGGACUUCGAGCACUUGGUGUUCCCCUCACAGAUGUUCAUAGAUUACGUGCGGGUAUACCAGCGCUCGGACGUCUCGAAUGGGCUCACUUGCGACCCGCCGCGGUACCCCACUGCGGACUACAUCGAACGACAUCUGAACGCGUACACGAACCCGAACCUUACGACCUGGGCGCAGGCGGGCUACCAGUUCCCGCUGAACUCCAAAUACAACGGCUGUAGCUGA
Molecule: messenger RNA, 1881 nt
Organism: Sparassis crispa
Lineage: Eukaryota; Fungi; Basidiomycota; Agaricomycetes; Polyporales; Sparassidaceae
Product: Beta-glucan synthesis-associated protein
Exons: 5
Coding region: 1-1881 (626 amino acids)
Biological process (GO): fungal-type cell wall organization; (1->6)-beta-D-glucan biosynthetic process
Cellular component (GO): plasma membrane; endoplasmic reticulum membrane
Molecular function (GO): glucosidase activity
Source: RefSeq, a predicted model, not a curated record